Messenger RNA from Populus nigra (black poplar), 1473 nucleotides. Its product is annotated as pentatricopeptide repeat-containing protein At4g21190-like. The record is from RefSeq and is a predicted model, not a curated record. NCBI's taxonomy places the organism in Eukaryota, Viridiplantae, Streptophyta, Magnoliopsida, Malpighiales, Salicaceae. Gene Ontology annotation, molecular function: protein binding. The transcript has 7 exons. The coding region runs from base 357 to 1265 and encodes 302 amino acids.
UAAAAACUAAACGGAACAAAAAAAUCACCCCUACCAAGUCUCCUCCAUCCUCAACCGCGACCCACAUGAAAAACCGUCUUGGUUCGAGCCUCCGUCAACAAGAGGAGCCGCGCCUCUACCACCAACUUUCAAGCUUCAGGACGACGAUUCCACGACAACCAGGACUCGCAGAACAAACAUUUGGAGGAACUUAGUAGUGGAGAGUUGUUAAGAUUGCAGAGUAGGUGAUUAAGAUUCGUUUCAGAGUUUAAAUCAGCCAAAACCCGCAAUGGUAUGGCCUUUUUUUUGUUUUUUGAAGGCAGAGGCUCCACUUGUACUUGUAAUUAUUAUGUGAAUCUUCUUAUGACUUGAAAUUCAUGCUCGAACUCUGUAUAAACAAGAUUGGGCAUUUAAGGAGAAUAGGAGUGGGUAGGGCUCAAACCUUGCUGAAUUUUAGCUUCAAAGCGACAAUUGAAGCUCGAAUGCUAAUAUCUAACACACACUCUGCUGCUGUAGCAGCUUCGCCUUUGUUACAGUCGGUUCAUGGUGAUGGAAAUUUAAGGCAGAAUCUGAGGAGAAACCAAAUUGGUGACAAUGUCUCCAAGAAGGAUAAGAUCAAAUUUCUCAUUACCACACUUUUAGAUCUAAAUGACAGCAAGGAUUCUGUUUAUGGUGCUCUUGAUGCCUGGGUUGCAUGGGAGCAAAAAUUUCCUAUUGCGUCAAUUAAGCAGGUAUUGAUUGCUCUUGAGAAGGAACAGCAGUGGCAUAGAAUUGUUCAGGUUAUUAAAUGGAUGCUCAGCAAGGGGCAGGGAACUACAAUGGGAACUUAUGCGCAGUUUAUACGAGCUUUAGAUAUGGACCAUAGAGCAAAAGAAGCACAUGAGUUUUGGUUGAAGAAAAUUGGUAGAGAUCUUCAUUCUGUGCCAUGGCAGCUAUGUAAUCGCAUGAUAUCUAUAUACUACAGAAACAACAUGCUAGAGAAUCUCAUAAAGCUUUUCAAAGGGCUGGAAGCUUUUGAUCGUCAACCUCCAGAAAAAUCCAUAGUGCAAAAAGUGGCAGAUUCAUAUGAGAUGCUAGGCUUACUUGAAGAAAAGGAAAGGGUAUUAGAGAAGUACAAUCAUAUCUUCGUUGAGGCAGGGAAAGGGCGGAACAAGAAGCUUAGGAAUGCUUCAUCCAUGAAAAAUAAGAAAUCAGGGAAGCCAAAAAUUGAAUCUGCUUCAGAUACGCUUGCUGAUGCUGUGGAUGACAAAAAGUUAAGUCAGAGUUUAUCAGAACAUUGCAGAUAACGUUGUCCCCUGAAUGUUUGUAAUUGCGUACUUUACAUUGGAGAAACCUUUGCAAGAUAUUUUUGGCCACUGGAACUGUUUGUUUAAUUCUUUGCUGCACCAAUGUGGAAUUAGAGGCUACUGUGGCAAGGAGGAUAAAUAUCAUUUUGUUUGUUCACUCAUCUUGUGGGAAGUGAGAACUAUACUAAUAUUUUCCUUUACCAUGGUA